Molecule: messenger RNA, 4726 nt
Organism: Melitaea cinxia (Glanville fritillary)
Lineage: Eukaryota; Metazoa; Arthropoda; Insecta; Lepidoptera; Nymphalidae
Gene: form3
Product: inverted formin-2
Exons: 22
Coding region: 83-4438 (1451 amino acids)
Biological process (GO): cellular component organization
Molecular function (GO): actin binding
Source: RefSeq, a predicted model, not a curated record
UGAGUAAUCCCUAUGGACUUAACUGUCAUGGAUAAAAUCACAAGGCACAUACUGAAUUAAUGAACGAUUCGUUCGCAGAGAAAUGGAGAGCAGAGUGGGUCUGGACUAUAUUGUAGAGCACGCGGAAUACGCGGGCAAGCUCGCUGCUGCUCUCACGUCGCCCACCGCAGCUGUCAAGAAACAAGUCUUCGAGCUCCUGUCAGCCCUAUGUGUAUAUAACGCAGAUGGCUACCAGCGAGCUGUUGACACACUCGAUAGAUAUAAGGUUCUCAAAGGUGAUCGUUACCGACUCAACGUGGUGGUAGAAGAGUUAAAGAAUGCUACCACUAUCGACUAUAAAACUGCCCUUGUUGCUUUCAUCAACUGCCUCAUCAUCUCCGCUCCUCGCUUGCCGGACAGGAUCCGAGUGAGAAAUGAGUUUAUCGGACUUGGACUGCUUCCAACGCUUAGUAACCUAAGGCAUGAAGCUGCCAGUCAUCCAAACCUUGGAGUGCAACUCGACGUGUUCGAGGAGCAGAGGGAGAGCGAUGAGGCGCAGGGUCCCGGCGGGAUCAACCUUAACUCACAUCUAGACGUCUUUUACGCUAUAUUGAAACAGGUUUCCGAUACACCUCAAGAGAUUCCAUUCUUAAGUAUACUCCAGCAUUUACUUCGAAUAGACCCCAAAGAACCAGUCAGCGAUAUAGUUUGGGACACAGCUGAAACACUAGUCCACAGAGCGACGCUUUUAGAAACAAGAGAAGACGCUGCAAAACUGCUUCGAGCGCCGAGUGUCCAGGCUAAAAUGGGCUGCACUUGUCAACACAGAGACAUGGCCAGUUCGACUCGUAAACAGAGCUUGCAGAGAGCGCUGUCUCCACCCCCGCCUCCCCCGCCUGCACCCGCGCCGCCCCCUGCGAUACCACCCCCACUACCACCAGCCCCACCCGCUCCCCCAGCCCCUCCAAUACCACGUGGAGCACCCCCUCCACCUCCCCCCGCGUCCCUAACUCCCCCACCACCUCCAGCCCUGAACAUCAAGUUACCACAGCAAGAGAUACCACUGCCUAAAACUAAGAUGAAGACCAUUAAUUGGAAUAAGAUACCUAACAAUAAGAUUAUUGGCCAAAAUAAUAUUUGGUCCAUCGUAGCGUCAAGUCAUAAGCACUCACCAAAAACGGAGCUGGACUGGAGCGAAAUAGAAGGACUAUUCUGCCAGCAGGUAUGCUCAGCAGGAUCAUCCCCGCGUCUCGGCAGGAGUCCCAUCUGUGAUAGUUCAGGAGAGAGGAAACCUAGAAAGGAACCCUCUGAAAUCACACUCCUCGAUGGAAAACGAAGUCUAAACGUUAAUAUUUUCCUGAAGCAGUUUAGAAGUUCCAACGAAGACAUCAUACAAUUGAUCCGUGAAGGAUCUCACGACGACAUUGGUACUGAAAAAUUGCGCGGUCUUCUAAAGAUUCUACCCGAAAUCGACGAAUGCGAGAUGCUGAAAGCUUUUUCCGGUGACGUCACCAAAUUGGGCAAUGCUGAGAAAUUCCUUUUACAGCUCAUCCAACUGCCUAAUUACAAACUAAGAAUUGAAUGCAUGCUUUUAAAAGAGGAAUGGUCGUCAACAGCUGGAUAUUUGGAAAGUGCGAUCAACGCUAUACUAGUGGCUGGAGACGAUCUCAUGUCUUCAAGAGCCAUACAGGAGGUGCUAUAUAUCGCGCUAAUCGCGGGCAACUUUUUAAACGCGGGCGGGUACGCGGGCGGUGCGGCGGGAGUCAAACUGGCGUCCCUGCAGAAGUUGACCGACAUCCGCGCCAACAAGCCCGGCAUGAACCUCAUGCACUACGUCGCGCUGCAAGCUGAACGCAAGAAUAAAGAGCUGGUACACUUUGCUGACGAUAUAAGAGUUUUAGAGGAAGCGUCUAAAGCAAGUGUGGAGCAACUUUACAAUGAAAUCAAUACACUCGCGCAGAGGAUUAGUAAUCUCAAGAGAGACAUACAGACGACUAACCAAGAUAUCAAAGAUCAGAUGGGAGACUUCUUACAGGUUGCAGAACGAGAGGUGUCAGCUUUAAACAAAGAUAUGGAAGAAGUGGAAAGCAUGAGGAAGCAACUUGCAGAAUUCUUUUGUGAAGAUCCCGUCUCGUUCAAACUGGAGGAGUGCUUCAAGGUAUUCGUGACGUUCUGCAGCAAGUUCCGGUCGGCGGUGGGAGACAACGAGCGGCGCCGUGCCCUCGACGAGCAGGCGGCGGCGCGGCGCCGAGCGCGGGACGGAGCGACGCGGGCGCGCGCGGAUUCCUUAGGAGGUAGUGUGUGCAGUACCCCAGUGUCAGAUUGUGAAUCUCUUAUGGAGUCCCUUCUCCUAGAUAUACGGAACGGUCUCAGCAGACGGUCUUUGAGGAAACCCCAUGAUCUAUCUCCGUCACCAGAUGUAACUCCGACCGGUAGUCUAAGAAGACGCAGCAGAGCCAGUCCCGGUGACGAUGAAGAUGGUCUGUUGGAGUUCUUGAGACACUCUUCGCCCGCGGCUAAUGAGAUGAGAGAGAGAAGUGCUUGGGGCAGUUUGGGUAUGGCAUUUGUUGUAAAUUUUAGAAUUACUAGCUAUGAAACCAUUAUCUACAAUAAUUGUGUUUGCAGGCAAAUGAAGAAAAACCGACUUCAAUGUGAGGUCAGUCGCUACCCCGCAGACCGCUCGUGGUCGCGCCGUGCACCAGCUCGCGUCCGCCUGGAGUUGCCGGAGCGGGAGCGCGCGCCCUCGCCGCGAGCUGAGCCGCCCGCCCUCACGCCGCCCGCCCCCGCCCCGCCCACACCGCCCACGCCGCCCACACCACCCGCCAAGCCGAAGGAGUGGCGUCAAAAGAUAGAGUCAUGGCUCCGCGCCAGCAGCGAAGAAGAGAAACGCGCUCCCCGAAGAUCGACACUUUCGCGCACCUUGGAAAACGACUCCGAGAACGAACGCAGCGCGGCGCUGGAUACACUGGCAGAGACGCGUGCAGAGUGGCGGCCCGCUGUACCCACCGAUAACGACCUUGUAAAGGCUAUUGAGGCUGUGGAAGAUGUACAACCAAAAACAAAAGAUAACAGGCUACCAUGGAGAAAGACGGAGGAAAACGAAGAGAUGAGACGACUAAGGAGGCAGAGAUCUCGACAGCAAGUAGAGUCCCCUCAGCAACUCGUGUCCAUAACGGAGGAAGAAAAACGAAAACUACCGGAUAUUAAAGUUACCAGUGCCAGAGAGGUUAAAGCUGAAAAAUCUGACAGAGUCGAAAUAGAUUCUGACAACAUUGAAACACCACCAGUGCAACGAAAAAUGUUUAACCCACCUCUAGAAAGAGAGCCUUGUCGGAAAUUCCAGCCCUCUCUUUCGAGUUCCAGUCUCAGUGAUAAAGCUACGACAGAAAUGCGAGAUUUGUGUCAAGAAAUUUUGGGCGAUGGUCAGUUUGAUAGAUUUUCUGCGGCUAGAAGAACGAGAAGGUACAAACGGAACGCGGACUUAAGUUCACCAGAAGAAGAAAAGAAACAGGAUAGUCCAACUGAAUUGGUCGCAGAAACACAAGUCAUGAGGCCGUCUAAACUAGAAAUCCAAGCUUCGUACCUAGUUGAUCCUCCAAAAGAAGUAACCGUAGCUAAACCUACCGCGGAACCAGUGAAAGAUGAGAAAGAGUUUAGAUUAAAACGUUGGCAGGAUAGAUUGAAAAACCAAAGCGUUGCAAGCACAGAGAAAACGCCAACCAAAGAUAACAAAUCGGUACCCUAUUCACGAAUGAGGCGUCAAACUUCGAUAAACCAGGAAGACGUUCAAAAAGCGAUCAGGGAAUUAAAAUCUCCAACACAGAAUCCAACAGGAGUUUGGUCGAGAAACGCAUAUAGAAAAUCGAUGAAUGCGAAAUUGGAUAAAACACCUACUGGUACGGAAAGAACGACAUCACCACGAAUUACUAAAGUCAAAAGCGAACACGAGUUAAACGAUGAAGGUUUUGAAGAAACACAAAGUCUAAAUUCGGAGAGUGCAUCACAGGGCGCUUCCUCGGGAUGUAAUAUGGAAUGCGAAUCACCAACUCCUAAGAAAGCUACGGAAAUUCCAAAGAAAAUCCCUACCAAAGAGACUCGGCAACCUCCCCGGACGCCAUUAGAUCCAAAACGCUCUCUUCCAAAACGAGCAAGCUCGUUAAGAGUCGAAAGAUCAACAUCUCGAGCAUCACUUAGAAGUUCUAGAAGUUCGUUGAAUAGUUCAGUGUCUGUAGCGACUGUGAAAAGGGCACCUUCGUCACAAGCUAAACCAGCACCUAAGCCUAUCCCAAAGCCUGUGUCUAGGAUGCCUGCAUCUAGAUCUUCAUCGAGCGGUAGUUCAGUCGGUAUUUCUAGACCGCCUGUAAAAAUAACCAACAAAACAUCUGGUUUUAUGAGACCGACGCAAGCAUCGAAAGGCAGAGGAACGAGUCUUCAAACUGGCCUAAAAACCAUAAAAUAAAACCAAAUAUUCGACGGCGGGAAAUUUUUGGCGCGUAUAUUUUAAACAGAUAAAAAAUUAUUUCUGAUUAAUCUGUACUAGUAUAGAAGUCUAGAAAUGAUAUAGUAUUAAUGUAUAAAAUAACAAGUAAAUUGUUAAAAAAAAUUAUUGGAAUCUUCAGAUAAAAGGUGCUCGAAUCUCAGAAUAAUCUGAAGCUUUCAAUGACUGAAUUUCGUUUAAGUCUAACUUCUAGAUCUGUUUAGGAAUGAAAUAAGAAAAUCGUUAUUAUUUUAUUUCGUUCGGCCCGUA